CUCACACUAUAGUUUCAGAUUAGGUUAGUAUUGGUAUUGAAAUGCGUCCAAUCUUUUGAAUGAGAUGUGAAAGCACGUGGACAAAGUAAGAUAAAUUUUUUAACUAAAAAUAAUUAUUAUUGUUGUAAUAAAUGGAAUCAGUAACAAUAAAAAUGGAAGUUGACGAUAGCAUGAAAGAAGCAGAUAGUGGUGAUGUUAUAGAAAUUAGUUAUGAAGAAAAACUCAAAUAUACAAAUCCUAUAGCUAAACCUAUGGCUUCAAAGAAAUUAACCAAAAAAAUUUAUAAAUGUAUUAAAAAAGCUUCAAAACAUAAAUCUUAUCUUCGAAAUGGUUUAAAAGAUGUUCAAAAACAUCUUCGGAAAGGAGAAAAAGGAUUGGUAGUAUUUGCUGGAGAUGUUUUUCCAAUAGAAAUUAUGUGUCAUUUACCAAUUGUAUGUGAAGAUAAGAACAUUCCAUAUUGUUACACACCUUCGAGACAAGAUAUUGGUACUGCUAUGGGAGUGAAAAGAGGUAGUCUUAUGGUACUUAUUAAAGAGCAUGAAGAAUAUAAAGAUCUUUAUGAAGAAAUUAAGUCAAACAUGGUAACAUUAUCAAUGCCAUUAUAAGCAUAUGUGCAAUCUUUUGCAUUUUAUUCAUUUUGUAAAUAGAAUAUUACAAUACGAAUUUUUUUUCAAAAGUUUUUUAUCAGAUAUUAUAUCUUAUUUUAUAAACAUCUUUCAAU
This is a messenger RNA of Apis laboriosa (Himalayan honeybee), 721 nucleotides long. It is a transcript of the gene NHP2, whose product is annotated as H/ACA ribonucleoprotein complex subunit 2-like protein. Gene Ontology annotation, molecular function: box H/ACA snoRNA binding. Lineage: Eukaryota; Metazoa; Arthropoda; Insecta; Hymenoptera; Apidae. Gene Ontology annotation, cellular component: nucleolus; box H/ACA snoRNP complex. Gene Ontology annotation, biological process: rRNA pseudouridine synthesis; snRNA pseudouridine synthesis. Bases 132 to 605 code for a protein of 157 amino acids. The transcript has 3 exons. The record is from RefSeq and is a predicted model, not a curated record.